This is a messenger RNA of Solanum pennellii, 1003 nucleotides long. RefSeq names its product F-box/FBD/LRR-repeat protein At3g52680-like. The coding region runs from base 406 to 972 and encodes 188 amino acids. Lineage: Eukaryota; Viridiplantae; Streptophyta; Magnoliopsida; Solanales; Solanaceae. Gene Ontology annotation, molecular function: protein binding. The record is from RefSeq and is a predicted model, not a curated record. The transcript has a single exon.
UCAGUUGACAAUCCGUCAAACUUAAGUGGGUUGAAAUUUGAUUUUAUCACCUCUAAUUUUGCUGUAAUCACAACAACCUGUCUUGUAAUUACUUUUAAAUAGUGUGAAUCAUGUUAUUAGAGUCGCUUAAAAUCGAAUUAUUAUAAUUCAAUAGCAGAACUAAUGAUAAGUAAAUUGAUUGAAAUUUGUAAUAAAUAGGAUAAUAGUGGUGACUAAAGUAUUUAUGAGAAGAACAAAAUAUUUAGGUUAAGAAAUCACAUUUUACUUGCUGUUGUUUUCCCCCCAAAAUUGUGUUUGGUCUCUAGGGUUUAUGGAGCAGCUGGUCUACGAUUGUGCUAUUUGAGUAGCCGUUAAGGUAAUAUUUUUGGGUUUUUCUGUUUUGAAUCGUUGAAAUAGGAAUAUAUAAUGGAAACAGCAGCUCAAAAAUGCAUGAUUUAUGGCGAUACAAGUGAAGGGAUUGAUAGAAUAAGCUCAUUACCAGAUGAGGUAAUCCACAAAAUACUUUCCUCUCUCUUAAUUUUCGAUGAAGUAGUUCAGUUGAGUGUAUUGUCCAAAAGAUGGAGAUAUAUAUGGACUACAAUGCCUUACUUGCACUUUGAUAUUGAUGAUUCUUGUGUAAAACGGCUCAAUGGUGGAAGGUUGGAUUAUCAUAAGAUACUAAAGGAAAAAUUCAAAGACUUUAUCAAUUGGGUCCUAAUUUCCCAAAGGGAGACUAAGCUUGCCAAGUUUCUACUCUGUGUUGCUCCACAUGAUUACUUUGAUAAGAUGGAGAUUUUGCGGUGGAUCCAUGCAGCAACGAGGCGAAAUGUUCAAGAAAUUGUGUUAGAAUUUAUUCCUUGUGAGCAAUUCGAGUUACCAAUUUGUGUUGCAACUUGUGAAUCUUUGCAAGUUUUAAAGCUAAACCUGCCCUUCAAUAUACUUAAACUGCCUAAUCAUUUUGGAUUUCGUCAGCUGAAAAAUGCUCCAUCUUGAGACAGUUGAGUUAUCGGACAAACAUUCCCUA